AUUAAAGUUAGAUAAUUUUAAAAUAGCUAUUUGUGUUUCUCUAAGCAUACAAAAUUUGAAGAGGAAAGGCCUGAUUCUAUAAAAGAGAAAGAAAAUAGAAUAGAUUAAAUAAAUUACAUAAAUAUAUAGAAAGAUAAUUUCUAGGAGAUAGAUAUAAAACAUAUAAAAAAGCUGUAUCAUUCGAUUGGAUGAGACUAUCAGAUAUUAUACCUUUAUGGAUGAAACAUAUAAGAGAAUACGAAAAUAUAAAAGACACAGAUAGAUAAAUAGACUUAUUAGAUAUUUAAAGAUUGAUGAAGACAAAAUAUACAUUAGACUAAGUGGGAUUUGUACCUGGAUAAGGAACUUAAAUAAAUUUAUGGUAUGUUAUUGAAUUUGCAAGGAAUAGAGCACCAAAUAAAUAAAUGAUAUUUAUAGAUCUAUCAAAUGCUUACAAUUCAGUAAACAGAGAAAAAUUAAAUGAGAUAAUAAUAUAAAGAAAAUGGAUGGAUAAGGAAGCAGCAGAUUUUCUAAUGACAUUAUAUGAGGAAAUGUUUUUUUUGGAUCCAAUAAAGAAGAUUAAAAUAUUUUUGAAAAAUGGAGUACAUUAAGGAUCAUUAAUUGCUCCAAUACUAUUUAAUCUAUAUUUUAAUAAAUUAUUAAUUGAAUGGAGAACAAAAACUCUUUUAUGGCUCUAAAACUGA
Messenger RNA from Paramecium sonneborni, 683 nucleotides. The record is from the annotation of a GenBank genome assembly. NCBI's taxonomy places the organism in Eukaryota, Ciliophora, Oligohymenophorea, Peniculida, Parameciidae.